Molecule: messenger RNA, 1349 nt
Organism: Aspergillus alliaceus
Lineage: Eukaryota; Fungi; Ascomycota; Eurotiomycetes; Eurotiales; Aspergillaceae
Product: proteasome core particle subunit alpha 7
Exons: 5
Coding region: 257-1153 (298 amino acids)
Biological process (GO): ubiquitin-dependent protein catabolic process
Cellular component (GO): proteasome core complex, alpha-subunit complex; proteasome core complex; nucleus
Source: RefSeq, a predicted model, not a curated record
UUCGAGAGACUGUGUAAUAUCAUGUGACUUAUCCCUCUGCGAUAGGCAGAAACCCCGUGACGCGGAGGUAGGGCGGUCAUACGUAAGUAGUAAUACCUACCUAGCUUACUUAUCAUUCGGAGCUUCAACAUCACUUCCUCUCUACCUACCAUUUCUUAACACUGCUGCCAGCACAUUACUUGUUUACCUUUCUACUUUAGCAAGAAGCAGUACUGUAUUCAAAUUUGCCUUCUGACAGACGAAAUCAGUAACAGCUAUGACAUCCAUCGGUACUGGUUACGAUCUUUCCAAUUCUGUCUUCUCGCCAGAUGGCCGUAACUUUCAGGUGGAAUAUGCAGCCAAGGCAGUUGAAAAUGGAGGAACAGCCAUUGGUAUCAGGUGCAAAGACGGCGUUGUGUUAGCUGUCGAGAAGAUCAUUACUAGUAAGCUUCUAAAGCCGGGUGCAAAUAAAAGAAUAGCAACAGUGGAUCGGCAUGUUGGUAUCGUUUCUGCCGGCCUAGUUCCAGACGGCCGGCACUUUGUUUCUCGGGCUAGGGACGAGGCUACUUCAUGGAGAAGCGUAUACAAAGGCCCUAUCCCAGUGUCUGCUCUAUCAAAUCGCUUGGGCAGCUACGUACAAGCCUAUACCCUCUACUCCAGUGUACGACCUUUUGGCGUGACUGCUAUUGUGGGUGGCUGGGACUGCGAAGCCGAGCUUGCCGUCGAUGGUCAGGUCGGCAGCGGGCCGAAAUCAGGUUCCGGGGGCAAGGUUGAUGGAGCUAAAGCUGGGGGACCAGGUCUAUACAUGAUUGAGCCUAGCGGGCUGUACUGGGGUUAUCAUGGUGCAGCCACUGGGAAGGGAAGACAAGCUGCUAAGGCUGAACUCGAGAAGCUAGAUCUAAGUUCGGGUAAUUUGAGCUUGGUCGAUGCUGUAAAAGAGGCAGCUCGAAUUAUUUAUGUCGCACAUGAGGACAGCAAGGACAAAGAUUUCGAGUUGGAAAUGUCUUGGAUUAGCUCACUAGACGGGCCAACCCAUGGCAGACAUGAGGAGGUACCUAAACAACUCCUCGAAGAAGCAGAAAAAGCAGCAAAGAGAGCCUUAGAAGGGGAGGACGAGGAGGAAGAACAAGGAGCCAAGGAUGGCGCCAACCUUGGCGAACAAAUGGAGGAGUAGAAUGAGCAAACCAAAGAUGAAAUCUAAGAAUAUCCUAAUAUAGGUGCAGAACGUUUCUCUCCUCAAUUUCAAUGUAUUAACCCAGGAUUGUGUAGCGCACCAAAUAGUAAGUUCUAUCCCUCUUUCCACAAAGACUUGCGACACAUGGUGUCAGUUUACAAUAUCAUGGUAGACCUCAAUAAUUCCUUGUAUUCUA